GUGUCCGGUUCCCACCACAGGGCACUAUGAACGAAGAGCAGUUUGUGAGCAUCGACUUAGACGAUGACAAUAUCUGCAGCGUCUGCAAGCUGGGGACCGAGAAGGAAACGCUCUCCUUUUGCCACGUUUGUUUCGAGCUGAACAUCGAAGGAGUACCAAAGUCAGAUCUUCUACAUACAAGAUCUUUAAGGGGACACAGAGACUGCUUUGAAAAAUUCCACUUAAUAGCAAAUCAGGACUGUCCACGAUCAAAGCUCACUAAAAGUCCAUAUGCAGAAGUAAAAAAUAUCUUGAGCAAAAAAAUUAACUGGAUUAUACAGUAUGCACAAAACAAGGAUUUAGACUCUGAUUCUGAAAGCUCAAAAACACGCCAACACCAGCUUUUUAACUUCAGACAUCAGACUGAUAGAAAAUUACUCCCACAGUUUGACUCCCCAGUACCCACAUACUCUGCAAAAUGGAUAGAUGGGAAUUCUGGAGGCAUCUCAAGCUGCUCACAGACUCUUUUGGAAGAAAGAGAAUCCACUGAUUUUGGACUUGGUGUGUUACAAGAAAGAGAUGCUAACUUCUGUUGCAGCAGUGUUUUGUGGUCUAAUCGCAGCCAAGUCCAGGAAGCUGAAAAAGCUGAAGGUGAUUCUCUUACCAAUGUUCAUAGAAGGCAUCCUCAACACAGCAGGGAAGAACUGACUGCGAUGACUCCUGGAGAGUUAAAACAACUUAAUGAAAAACUACUCAAGCAAAUCCAGGAUGUGUUUGAAGAGCUGACACAGCAAGUCCAAGAAAAGGAUUCUCUGGCCUCAGAGCUCAACGUCCGUCAUAUUGCUAUUGAGCAACUGCUGAAGAACUACUCCAAGCUGCCAUGUCUACAGAUGGGGCGAGCAGGGAUGAAAUCAAAUGUCCCCAUUUAAAAGGGGGUACUCUUGUAUCUCCCUGUAGAGCUAACUUUCCCUAAUAGCUUUGAUAACCAUUAAGUACAGCUGCACAGAUAUUAAAAGCUUUUUGGGAAACUUGGGCACCUUUCUCUUUGCAUUCAUAAUCCAUGAGGAGUCUUAUUCCACUUUGGUUUUAAAGAGGCAAAUAAUUUAAGUAUUGAAAUCUAUUGUAACAACGUUUAUUCACACUCUGGGAUUUUUUUUUUCUUGCCCAUAACUAUGCAUGAGCCUUGAAAUGAAUUCUGUGUUUCAUUGAUAGUUAAAUUGUUCCUAACAAAGAAUGACCUGAGCCUGUAAAGCUGCCUGCUUCAUAGAAAGGGAAAACAAAAAUUGGAGAUUUGAUCAGGUCUGACCAUGUUACAUCCAGGAGAGCUUUAAGGGGAGAACAGUGUUAAUGAAACUCAUGUUUUCUUAUUUAUUAUGAGCAAUAUUUUAUUAUUGAAAUUUUAUACUAAAUAAAUAUCACUAUUUUAGGUACUUUUCCAGAUCUCUUUAUAAAAUGUCUGAAUUACUCUGUGUAAUGUUUAUGCCUUGUGUAUGAUUGUUUAUCCUUUUUCAGGUCUGUAUCUUUCAUGAUACAAUUUUAAAAAUACUUGUUUCCCAAAGAGACUAAUUUUGUGUUAAAGAAAAAGAAGUGGUGGUGCAUCACUUAUUUUUAUCAGCUUUAUAACUGAAGAAUUUAGUUCAUGAGAGACAUUUAAAAAGAAAAGCACAGCACUUCCUUUCAAAUGAAAAAGAAAAAAGUCCAUACUUUGGUUUUAAUGCAUAGAAGUUGAAGUUGUUUUAUAUGUGUGAAAUUUUCAAUGCUGAAAGAUUACUUUGAUGAAACUAAAUAAAUUUGUAAUACUA
Melopsittacus undulatus (budgerigar) is the source of this 1781-nucleotide messenger RNA. RefSeq names its product chromosome 2 C21orf91 homolog (gene C2H21orf91). Lineage: Eukaryota; Metazoa; Chordata; Aves; Psittaciformes; Psittaculidae. The transcript is spliced from 4 exons. Bases 27 to 908 code for a protein of 293 amino acids. The record is from RefSeq and is a predicted model, not a curated record.